GUUGUCGUCAGAGGCAACUCAGUGGAAUGACUGAAGUAGAAUAAAACCGAAUGCAAACUACAAAUACUCCGUCAGUUCCCUCGGAUUACAUGCUGGAGAGCGCGUGAGUUUGACGUGGGGGCCGCCUCUCCAGGUGCAGUACUUACCUUUUGGCCAAUAACGAAUACGACUAGGAGGAGCUUAAUGAUCUAGUCCAAUAGAAGUCAAGGGAAAAAAGCCAGCGGCAGAGAGCGAACCUUCUGCGAAGAUUUGCCCAAUUGGAGCGGGGCACUCUCCUAAACCUGGGACUGGCUGCUAGAACUGGCCGCGACCAAGACUUUGGGGCGGGCCAGGUUUAAAGGGGAUUUCGCGCGCUGAGAGCGUCGGGCCGUCAUUGGCCGGUGACUUCCUUCCUUUGUGGGCGCUCCCUGCGUAGCCGCUGUUCGGUUUGGGCGGAACGUCCGAGUGACGCUAUAGUCUCCGCAGCCAAUCAGGUAUGGGGAAGGGAGGCCAAGAAGGAAGCGGAUCCGCGGCCGCGCAGCUAAACCGCCACUAACUAUCCGCUUCGUCUCCCUCCGCCGCUAUCGGGGCCUAAGCGGGAGCGGCAGGGACGGCGUCACUGGGUGGGCUGGGGCGGAAGUGGAGGCGGAGGGAGACGGCGGCGGCGUCCGCGGGGCCUUGGGCUCUGGCGGCGAGGCCCUGGUGGGCGCGAGGCCGGGGGAGGGGGAGGAGGAGGAGCCCGCGGCCCGGGCGGCGGCGGCUCGCGAGUUCCCCGUAGGGCCCCGCCUCGGAGCGGGCGGCGGCGGAGGAGGAGACUGAGGAGCAGGAUGGCGGCCUCGGCCCUGUACGCCUGCACCAAGUGUACCCAGCGUUAUCCCUUCGAGGAGCUCUCCCAGGGCCAGCAGCUCUGCAAGGAAUGUCGGAUUGCACAUCCUAUUGUAAAAUGUACUUACUGCAGAUCAGAGUUUCAGCAAGAGAGCAAAACUAACACAAUUUGUAAGAAGUGUGCUCAAAAUGUGAAGCAGUUUGGGACGCCCAAACCUUGUCAGUACUGUAACAUAAUUGCAGCAUUUAUUGGUACCAAGUGUCAGCGUUGCACAAAUUCAGAAAAGAAAUAUGGACCACCUCAGACUUGUGAACAGUGCAAGCAGCAGUGUGCUUUUGAUCGGAAGGAGGAAGGAAGAAGAAAGGUUGAUGGAAAAUUAUUAUGCUGGCUCUGUACUUUGUCAUAUAAGAGAGUUUUACAGAAGACAAAAGAGCAGAGGAAGAGCCUGGGAUCUUCCCAUUCCAAUUCAUCUUCUUCAUCUCUUCCUGAGAAAGACCAACAUCACGCCAAACACCAUCACCAUCACCAUCACCAUCACCAUCGUCACAGUAGUGGCCAUCACAAAAUCAGCAAUCUAAGCCCAGAACAAGAGCAGGGACUAUGGAAACAGAGCCAUAAAUCCUCUGCAGCAAUUCAGAAUGAAACUCCAAAGAAAAAACCCAAAUUGGAAUCUAAGCCAUCUAAUGGAGAUAGUAGCUCUAUAAAUCAGUCAGCAGAUAGUGGGGGAACAGACAAUUUUGUCCUUAUAAGUCAACUUAAAGAAGAAGUGAUGUCACUUAAGCGUCUCUUACAGCAAAGAGACCAGACCAUUUUAGAAAAAGAUAAAAAGUUAACUGAACUAAAGGCAGACUUUCAGUACCAAGAGUCAAAUUUGAGAACCAAGAUGAACAGUAUGGAAAAAGCUCACAAAGAAACUGUGGAACAACUUCAGGCCAAAAACAGAGAACUACUCAAACAGGUUGCAGCAUUGUCAAAGGGUAAAAAGUUUGACAAAAGUGGAAGUAUACUAACGUCUCCUUGAACAAAUAGUUAUUUGUUUAUUGUUUCUGCUUACAGUGUAAAUUUAGGGGGUGGGGAAUUCUGUGAAGCUCUAAAAUUCUGUCUAGUGGAAAAAUAUUUUUGCACACCAAAUGAAUUGGCGUGUUUCCUAUUCACUUUUGUAACUGAUAUACAGCAUUUUUUAAGUUGUAAAACAUUCAAAUAAAACUUCAACUGGUUUGAAGUGAAUUUUUAAUUAUUUGAUAUCGAGGAACUUUUUUGCCAGCAAUAGUAUUACACAGUGUAAAGGAGUGCGUGAGUAGUGCUCUCUGUAAAACUUAACAUGCAAUAAUAGGGUAGGUGUGGUUGUUAGAACUCAGAGCAUCAGGGGUUUUUUGUGGUGUUUUUCUGUUUUUCACUACGCUAAUUUCAGGUAAACAGUUUUCAAUUUAGAAAUACAAAAACUUUUAAACAAAGUGGUGAACACUGGUUUUGGGGGGAUAGUGUUUUAACUUUGCAUCAACAUGAAUUUAGGAGAGAAUCAUGGUGCUUCUAUUAAAUGUAAACGUCAGAAUAUAUGUAAAUAUGUUUUUAAAAGCUACAUCAUUAACAUUAGUAACCUAGCAUUUUCAUUAUUGGUAUAGGAAUUAAUGUUCAUUGUACAGUAUGCAAGGUAAAAUGUGUUGGUAUUGUAAAGACUACUGUAGAUUUUUACUUACAAGUGCCUUUUUGCCACCUAAUGUUUUUAUUUAUAGGAAUGCUGAUCUUUUGUACAUACAGUUUGUUUUAAAAUCAUGUUUAAUAAAUGUUUGUAUAUAAAUGGAUAUGUACAGAACCUAUUUCAAAAGGAAAUCAAAGUUGCUAGUGAAAUGUUUGAGGUUGUAUUAAGAACUAACUGAAAAUGCAUAUCAACUUUAGAAGAUUUUUGUGGUUUGUUUCUCUGUUAUAGGGAAGCUUUUGGUCAUUGAAUUCAUUUAAUUAUGUCAAAAUACUUCCCCAAAGAUUUAACAUAACUUUAAGUCACUUGCAAUAGAGUUUUUAUUUUUUAUGUUAUAUGGAUUCAUACUCAUAUUUUUUGAGUUGUUUUGCUUUUUUUAAUACAAAUUCUUUAAAAUUUAUACCGUUUCUACAAUGAUAUUAUCUGCUUUCCCUAUAAUGGUUACGUAAGUGGUUAUGUAAGCUAAUAUUUAUGUAUACCAUACUUAAUCUGUAAAUUUAAGGCAAAUCUGGAAAAAAUUAAAUAAUUUUUUAAUCCAGUCUGUGAUUAUCUUUGAAUAAAUUGGAAUAUUUAAGAUCCAGGCACUAUUUAUAAGUAAAUUAUCUCAAAGACUUUAAAAUUGCCUAUAAAAGGUUAAGGUAGGGUGGAAUAGAUUAUGCGAAGUUAAUGACUAAUUUUACUCUGAUCCAGUGGUUUUCAGCCUGUAAUGGAAUUGACCUACUUAACAGCAGUUCACGUUUUGUAGCAGUACAGUCUGAAAGCCCCAGACAUUGCUGAGUACACUGUCGAGAGUGAGAGAGUCUCUUCUGUUAGGAGUCUGUGGGCAAAGAUGAUUUGUUUCGAGUAAACUAUUAUCAAAUGUAGCAGUUUUGGAGGGUUUUUUUAGACAAGCAUUGAUUAUGUCAUGAAAGAUUGGCUUUCGUAAGAACACAUGAAUAUAACAGUUCUUUUUAACAUGAUGUGUAUUUCUGUAGACUUUUCCUAUAAGUUCAUUAUAAUGUGAUACCAAAUAAUUCUUUGUUCAAUUUGGAAGCAUAGGGUAAUUUUCAAGUGAUAGUAAAAGAUUCAAUCAGAAUCUUGGAAAAAUUAAACCAGUUUAUUUUUGAGAUCUUCCUGUAAUAAACUUAGUACUCUUAACCAUGACAAAUAAUGCCUUAACAUGAUUUUGGUGUUUUUAGUAUUUGCUAAAUUCAUAAUAUAGUCAUUACCUUUCCUUAAAAUUUAUAAUGUUUUAUAUACCGUGUGUCAGUCCGCAGUGGUCAUUAAUGGUUUUGCUAUGUAGUAGUUCUUGGACCUUGUUGAAGAUGCUACAAAACAAAGUCGCCCUCCCCUUUAGCUAACAGUAAAAUGGAAAAUUGUUUCCUUUUAAUGUUUGCUAACAUAAAAAUUGAAUUAUCUUCUAACAUUAAAAGUAAUUUUCCAUUUUAAUGUUAGCUAACAUUAACACUCUAAAUAAUUUAAGAUUUGUAAAUUCAAGGCUAAACCUUUUAGUGGCUUCACAGUGUUUAGUCCCAAUUAAAUACCCUCUUUUACUUCAUGAUCUUAUUUUAUAACUUAAACUUUUUGCAAUUGUAUAAACUAGCAAUUGAGUCCCUGUCCUGGAGCUGUCGUGUUCUGACAUGAUGAGCUGAUACUCUUCAGUGUGGACCUGUAAGGAGAUACUUUGGUGUGCUGUAUUGUGAGCUUAGCCUGUUUCCCACUAUUAAUUAGCAUUUAUCAGUGAGGGUCAUUUUGGCUCCAAGUUAUUUAUGUUUUAAUAGCCUGUGAAUAUUGCAGCCCUUUUUAGAUAAAAUUGGUUUAAAUAUGCAUUCAGCAGUCAACAUGGUAAGCUGUUCACAUGUAUAGACUAUUGAAAUACUGUACUUGUACACAUCCGACUGUUGGCAUUUUGUACUUUUUUCUAAAUCCAGCAUUUCACAAUAAAAACUUAUCAAAGGC
Otolemur garnettii (small-eared galago) is the source of this 4439-nucleotide messenger RNA. It is a transcript of the gene FAM76B, whose product is annotated as family with sequence similarity 76 member B. Lineage: Eukaryota; Metazoa; Chordata; Mammalia; Primates; Galagidae. Bases 807 to 1826 code for a protein of 339 amino acids. The record is from RefSeq and is a predicted model, not a curated record. The transcript is spliced from 10 exons.